Diachasmimorpha longicaudata is the source of this 625-nucleotide messenger RNA. RefSeq lists its product as uncharacterized. NCBI's taxonomy places the organism in Eukaryota, Metazoa, Arthropoda, Insecta, Hymenoptera, Braconidae. Gene Ontology annotation, biological process: intracellular calcium ion homeostasis. The transcript has a single exon. The record is from RefSeq and is a predicted model, not a curated record. Bases 1 to 414 code for a protein of 137 amino acids. Gene Ontology annotation, cellular component: endoplasmic reticulum.
AUGAUCUUCUCCCUGAAUGAGCUCGUUCACUGGCUGGGCCUGACGAUCUUCGAGAUCUGGGUGAACCUCGCAUCCCUGACGGUGUUCACAGUCCUCUUGGCUCUGAAGCUUGAUGGGAACUACUUCCUGGGCUUCUCGGGCUGGUGGACCGUCUUCACUCCCCUUUUCAUAGCCGAUGGACUCAACACGUACUUCUGCGCCAUAAUAUUCAUCAGGAUGCACAUGGAGGGAAUGAUCAAGGUGGGUGUCCUGAGGGCCCUCUGGAGUCUCAUAUCAUUGCUUCUGGUCUUCGUGUUCAAGUAUCUUCUUUGUAAAAAAUUAUCUGGACAGAGCAGUCUCGAGUACUCGGAGGUUUUCAGCCCUGUCUUUAUUCUCCUCCAGCUGAUCGCUGUCAGGGCCUGUCAGCUUCACUGACCUAGGGCUCCAGUCGAGAGAAACAUUCAAGUUUGGAUGCUCAGUGCUUAUCCUGAUUUAAUAAACGGAUAUUUCGCUGCUGAGUUCAGGUGAAAUCGAUAUUUUUCAGGAAAGAAAAUUGGUCGUUGAACUGUGUUUAUACUACGUAGGGGUUAAGGAAUGAUGUGUAUAAGUUUUUUUAUUAUUAAAUGGUUAAAGUGAUUUUAUAAAA